AUGAUAUCUUGGUUAGCAUUUCGGUGCGUCAAGCGUCAUUGCGCCUGGGCGAGGGCGGGCGGGAACACGACGGCCAGUGACACGCCAGCCCGCCCCGAAGCCACGCGGUUUCCGACGCACCGCAACUUUUCGCCGCCAUCGCAAUUUAAAGCACCCGCCCGCGAUCUUGUACGCGACGUUUUGUUUGUGUGCUAUACUUGUGAUGUGAUAACGUAUUUGUGA
This is a messenger RNA of Leptosia nina, 222 nucleotides long. NCBI's taxonomy places the organism in Eukaryota, Metazoa, Arthropoda, Insecta, Lepidoptera, Pieridae. The record is from the annotation of a GenBank genome assembly.